Messenger RNA from Mizuhopecten yessoensis (Yesso scallop), 3471 nucleotides. RefSeq lists its product as uncharacterized. The record is from RefSeq and is a predicted model, not a curated record. The coding region runs from base 112 to 1377 and encodes 421 amino acids. The transcript has 6 exons. Lineage: Eukaryota; Metazoa; Mollusca; Bivalvia; Pectinida; Pectinidae.
ACCAUUUAACGAUAUGGCAGCGAAAGACAAACAACCCCCAGAGGUUCUACAUUUGCACAAAGGGAGUAACUAGGAAAAUUAUUUGCGGUUAAUAGAAAAGCAUGGUCGGACAUGUGCAGCCAGGUGGAAAUAUUACGUCUCCUCUCCAAUGCUGACCUAGGAGAAGUUAAAAGCAUGAAUGCUCUUUUCAUUAAUUUGAUAAAGAGCAAUGACAAUACCAUUACGUACAGGAACUAUGAUGAGAUUUAUGACAUUUUCAAUGACCAGGACGUUGAGGCUGGACACAUAAUUCAGCGCUUCACAAAACGUAUAACAGAGGCCUCCAAAACAAAGGGAAAACGCAAGCAAAGACGUAACUGUGAUUCCGAAUCUGAAACCGAAGAAAGCAAUUCGAAAGGAAGGAAAGAUGAAAAACGCAAACUGACACGAAGGAGAGGGUAUCAUAAACACAGUCGUGAUUCUGAUUCUGAUUCUGGAAGGGAAGCCGACGGAGGCGAAUCUAAUCAAAGAAAAGAAAAUGCGGGGAAUUUAAGAAAAGAAUUCGAUGACAUGCAAAAUGCAAGAAUAGUUUAUACCUGGCAAACAGCGAUGAAUGCUGUCGGAUUUAUCCAGGGCCCAGUCGCUCAGGGCACAGGGUUUAGAGUGGGAAAGGACAAGAUAAUGACAGCCUACAAAGUGGUAGAGGACAUAACAAAGAUUCACAAAGGCGCCAAACCAGACCUGUCGAACCUUGGACAAAACAAUGUAUUCAUCACGUUCAACUUUAUUGAGGCCAAUGACUCGAAGAACACUCGAAAGUUUUAUAUCACAGAAUGUCUUUUCCAUGACAAAGAAAUGGAUUUCGCCAUUUUACAGUUACGAAAUAAGGAUAAAACAGAAGAUUCUAGCUAUCCAAAAGCCAUAACGCAUUUCAAGCCCGUAUACCCUGACCAGACCUUCGCUCUACUCAGUCACCACCAUGGGAAGCCUUUGCAGCUGGAGCCAAAGGUUCACAUAUUUGAUACCAAAAGUGAUCAAGGGAAAAGACGGCUAGAGGAGAUGAAACAAUGGGGACGCAAACAAGGUAAAAAGUCUGCGUAUGAAAAUAUCCUGGACAAAAACAAAGUUUUAUUUGACUGCUGGACUAGGUAUGGGGGUUCUGGAUCACCGGGAAUUGAAAUGGGUUUAGAUGGGGAGCCCGUCUGUAGCCUCAUGCUUUUACGUGGAUUUCCGGACUUUGUCUAUAGUGAGGGAUAUCACAGUAAGAAAGAAUAUCAUCCGUACAUGGUUGAGCAAGGCGUUACAAUGGAAGCGAUUGCAGCAGCAUUAAACAGAAUGGGUUCAGAGGAGAAGGCAUUAAAGCGGGAAAUAUUUGGCGACAAUGCUUUCUUAUACUAAGAAUUAGACAGAUAUAUCUUUGUGCCCCCAUAACAACAUUUUUUGGAAUCUUAUAUUGUGAGAUUUUGAAAAUGUCUGAUUUCUUUGUCAAUCAAAUAGUGAAAUGACUGUUGAGUCGACUAAAAACCGAUAAAAACAAUUUUCUAAGCCUGGUGCGCUAAAAAAAGAAGUUAGCUGUAGCGAACAUAGAUACAUUUCGAGCAAUUGCACUUCUAUACUGCAGGCAUUCAAGAGAACGAGUGACAUAUUUACCCAUUCCUCCCCUAAGUGAAUGAAGCUGCAAAGGUCAUAAGAGAUUGGUUAAAUACAAUAACUCAUCCAAUUCUACUGACACAUUUGAAUCAAAUCUUAAAUGUUUGAUUUUGGUUUGUUGGUGUUUUACGUCCUACAAACAGCAGUGGCCAUUUAAGGAGGUACGAGGUUUUGGUGGUGGAGGAAAGCUGGAGUUCCCGUAAAAAACCCCAGCAACCAUCGGCCAGUACCUGGUGACUGCAUAACAUAGGCCUCGAACCCGCGACCCAAUGGUGGAGGGCCACUGGUAGCAGGAUGAUGGACGCCUUAACCACUUGCCUACCGUAGCCCCCGCGAAAUAUAAUAUAAUAUAAUGACAUUUUCCUGAAAAGUUUUGUCGGUCUCAUCAUUAUAUCAAACUUGAAUGUGGAAAAAUGCACUUGCUGAUGUGAUACCAGCAUCUACAGUUAAUGAUUCUAAUACAUGUUUCAAUAUCCAGUAUUUUUUUUCUGAAUAAUUGUACUACAUCUGCAUAGGUAAUGAAGUAGCGUGUUCAGCUAUGGACAAUAGUUGGGGACAGUUUUGUGUCAUUCUCCUGGUAAAUUAUACACAAGUGUCGAGUCGACGAUCCAAUUUGGCACAGUAAAAGGUAGGGUUAUCCCAUUUGGACGCUUCAACUCGCACAUAUUCCAACUGGAUGCCAUUGUAUUGUACAUACGUUCCGCAAAAUAAUAGUCACACGUAACCCAUAUUGCGCUAUAGAGAGUGUGUCGCAACAGAGAUACAUACAGAGGAUCAUCAGACUGAUAACCUCAAAGAAAAAAGCAGCCAUAAAUGAAACUGAAAAUUUUAACACAAACAAUACUAUUAGACAGAGUACAGUAAUCGUGUCCUACACUGGGACACUUGCAUAACACUAACGUUUGGUUAUUGAAACGCACAGAAAAUAUUUUGACAGUUCUGUUCUUUUUAUCUAUUUGUAUUACCUAUUAGUUAAUAACUGUAUUCUGUAUUUGUAUUUGCUUUCAAAGGGUGUUUUUAUUAUUGUGUACAUACUAUGUAAAUAAUAAGUAAUUCUGGUAUUAUUGUUGUAAUGGUUAAUUGGUCGAUUGCUAACGGUACAAAACCAAUAUCGGAAAAGGGGUUUAAACUAUUGAAUUUUCUACAUGUUAAUGUCCUUUUCGGAAAUAAUUGUUUUUAAUGGUUUUUUCUCGAUGGGGGGAUGUCUUUUAGAUAUCUCCAUAUCUCCACCGCUAUACCUCCCCAGACAAAACCAACAUACGUACAAUGUAUACCGGGACAAUCUAUGCAGCAGUGAUCAUUCGCCCCUUACUUCCAUUAUAAAGGCAAUUUCACUAUAAAAAACAAAUCAACAUUGAGAAAAACAUGAAUUAAACGGCAAAAGAAAAUUAUUUCGAUGGAAUCAAUAUCCCGAUAUAUAUUAAACAAGUAGUGGAUUGGCUCAUUACAUUCCAGCCUGCACACAUUUUUUUGUAUUAUUUCAAUGUUUUUGUUACGUUUGUAUGUAUGAAUGUUCUCUUAGUUUUCUCUUUAUGCAGUUUUAAUAAUGUUUACGAUUUGUUUUGUUUGAUGGUAAAUAAGUAAUGAAUAACAGAAAAGAAGAUGCAGGGAAAAUAUAAACUUCCACAAAAAUCAGACAAAAUAAACUCCCCGAAAUACAGUGGAAACAAUAUUUUGAUCCCCUUAAAAAGAGAAAAACACAUGUCUCCAAAAUACAGAGAAACUAAUCAUAACAAAAAUAAGACAAUUGCAUAUUUGACAGCGGUUUCAGAUGCCUUUAAUUAAUCUAGUUUAAUGACUUUUCACCAGUGAAAUUAUUAAUUUAACAAAACUUUAGAUUUU